Molecule: messenger RNA, 1390 nt
Organism: Eufriesea mexicana
Lineage: Eukaryota; Metazoa; Arthropoda; Insecta; Hymenoptera; Apidae
Product: beta-1,3-glucan-binding protein
Exons: 8
Coding region: 36-1379 (447 amino acids)
Biological process (GO): carbohydrate metabolic process
Molecular function (GO): carbohydrate binding; hydrolase activity, hydrolyzing O-glycosyl compounds
Source: RefSeq, a predicted model, not a curated record
UUCUAUAAUAUCGUCUAUUUUCAUUCUUUAAAAACAUGUUUCGUUAUUCUCUUUUUUCUAUUCACAUUUUUAUAUUUUUAUCAAACUUCGCAAGUUAUCUUACACAAGUGAAUUGUUAUAUGUUACCUACACCAACGUUUGAAAUUUUGAAACCGAAAGGAAUUCGUGUAUCGAUACCAGAUGAACCUGGUGUACGAUUCUUUGCAUUUCAAGGAAAUGUGAAUAAGAAAAUUGCCUUCAAUGAAUUUGGACAAAUAUCAGGUGAAACAUAUAGAAAAGAAGGUGGGAAAUGGAGUAUUCAAAAUGAAAAUGUAAACUUAGCGAAAGGAGACGUCAUACAUUAUUACGUUUACGCGCAAGUUAAUGAGGGCGUACAUAACAGAGGUGAAGAAACCUUUACAGUCGAGGUUGCACAAAAUCUACUCUUCCACGAUAAUUUUGAUUUCUUCGAUAAAUCAGUAUGGAAGCAUGAAGUUAAGAUACCAGUCAGUCCUGACUACGAAUUUUGUGUUUUCCAAAAUGAUCAGCAUACUUUCUUAGCAGACGUUACGGACGGAUUACUUAAAAUCGUGCCAGAGAUUUUAGAAGACAGAUAUGGAGAAAAUAUUACUACAUUCGGGACACUGAUGCUUAGUGAGUGUAGUAGUGAAAUCGCUGCAGAAUGUACGCGAAAAGCUACAUCUUUUAAUAUUUUACCACCUAUUAUGUCUGCCCGAUUAGUGACGAAGGAAACGUUCAACUUUCGGUAUGGUAAAAUCGACAUAAGAGCGAAAUUUCCUGAAGGUGAUUGGCUAUAUCCAGAAAUGAUGCUGAAACCAAAAUAUAAUUAUUACGGUCCUAACUAUGCCAGCGGAUGUAUUAUCCUUGGUCUUGCUCGUGGUAACGAGAAUUUAAUUAAAACUACCGAUGGAUGCAUAUACGACUCAAGAAGAUUAGAGUGCGGAUUUAGGAUUAACACAUCAGGCAACGUUACAAAUUACUUGGUUUCUGAAACGAAAGAAAAUGGUCCAAGAUGGACGAAAGGCUUUCAUAUUUAUACGACAAUUUGGGAUUCCAAUGGAUUUCAAUUUCUUGUAGAUGGCAAAGAAAUUGGUAGAUUGAAUCCCCCAACAGAUAGUUGGUUACACAGGAAUAAUUUCAACACUAUGGCACCUUUUGAUCAGGAGUUUUAUAUCAUACUCGGUGUGGGAGUUGGUGGUAUUCGCGUUUUCCCUGAUGCAACAACUAGUUCAGAACAUGUAAAACCAUGGAAAAAUGUCGGUGCGAAGGCAAUGCUCCGGUUUUGGCACGCAAGAGAUCAGUGGUUGCCGAGUUGGAGGCGAGAAAAUAAGAAGAAACUAGCCUUCGAAAUUGAUUAUAUCCGAGUGUGGUCACUUUAAAAAUCAUUAUA